Molecule: messenger RNA, 5023 nt
Organism: Nannospalax galili (Upper Galilee mountains blind mole rat)
Lineage: Eukaryota; Metazoa; Chordata; Mammalia; Rodentia; Spalacidae
Gene: Slc24a2
Product: solute carrier family 24 member 2
Exons: 11
Coding region: 273-2273 (666 amino acids)
Biological process (GO): long-term synaptic depression; long-term synaptic potentiation; intracellular calcium ion homeostasis
Cellular component (GO): membrane
Molecular function (GO): calcium, potassium:sodium antiporter activity; calcium channel activity
Source: RefSeq, a predicted model, not a curated record
CGCCGCCCGCCGCCGCUCGGUGUCCUCUCCAGCCCAGCCCCGGCGGCGACAGCAGCGGCCGGCGCGAGCCUGGGCCUCGGAGCGGCCGGCAAAGGCCGGCGCGCUAGUGCCGCUCACCGACGCGGGUGGUAAAGAUUCCCCUUGAAGCAUAAGAAUCCCAAUUGUAGAAUUACCCAACAAGCACCAGUAACUAGAGAACAAGGAAAAGUAUGACAGAGCUGUCUGGUUGAGUCUGAAGUAUAAAGACCGCCACACCCAGCAGAAGACCCAGGAUGGAUCUGCACCAAAGCACCACCAUCACGUUCCUGGAAAAAUGGUGUUCCAGUGACUCAGCAUCUGGCUGCAGGAGACAUUAUAAUGUCAGGAAAAAACUGAAGCUAAUUCGCAUCCUUGGCCUUCUCAUGGGCCUGGUAGCCAUGAGCACUGUCCCAUUUUCAAUCAGUGCCUUUACUGAAGCAGACACUCAAAGCAACACAGGAGAGGCCAGUGAUAUAAGUGGUCCUAGAGCGGCACAGGGUCACCGUCAAAGAACACUCUUAGAUUUAAAUGACAAGAUUCGAGAUUAUACUCCACAGCCACCUGUUUCCCAGGAAAACAAAGCUGAGAACAGUACCAAUCAUGCCCAGGGAGACUACCCGAAGGACAUCUUUUCCCUCGAGGAGCGAAGGAAAGGUGCCAUCAUCCUCCAUGUCAUUGGCAUGAUCUACAUGUUCAUAGCCUUAGCCAUUGUCUGCGAUGAGUUCUUUGUUCCUUCUUUGACUGUCAUCACUGAAAAACUGGGCAUCUCUGAUGAUGUGGCUGGAGCCACCUUCAUGGCUGCGGGCGGGUCGGCCCCAGAACUUUUCACGUCCCUCAUAGGGGUCUUCAUUGCUCACAGCAAUGUUGGCAUAGGCACGAUUGUAGGUUCAGCAGUGUUCAACAUCCUCUUUGUCAUUGGCAUGUGUGCUCUGUUUUCUAGAGAAAUCUUAAACCUGACAUGGUGGCCGCUCUUUCGGGAUGUGUCCUUCUACAUCGUAGACUUGAUCAUGUUGAUCAUAUUUUUCCUGGAUAACGUCAUCAUGUGGUGGGAAAGCUUACUGCUCUUAACAGCUUAUUUUGCCUAUGUGGUUUUCAUGAAGUUCAACGUCCAAGUAGAAAGAUGGGUGAAGCAAAUGAUAAAUCGCAAUAAGGUCGUCAAGGUGACAGCACCAGAAGCCCAAGCCAAGUCCUCUGCAGCCGGGGACAAGGAUGAGCCGGCUCUACCGGCUAAGCCGCGCCUCCAGCGAGGUGGGAGUUCUGCCUCCCUCCACAACAGUCUCAUGAGGAAUAGCAUCUUCCAGCUCAUGAUACAUACCCUUGACCCACUUGCUGAAGAACUUGGAUCAUAUGGAAAACUAAAAUAUUAUGACACAAUGACUGAAGAAGGGAGGUUCAGAGAAAAGGCUUCAAUUCUCCACAAGAUUGCCAAGAAGAAAUGCCAGGUGGAUGAAAAUGAGCAGCAGAAUGGGGCUGCCAAUAAUGUGGAAAAAAUCGAGCUCCCCAACAGCACAAGCACAGAAGUCGAAAUGACUCCGUCAAGCGAAGCUUCCGAACCUGUGCAGAACGGCAACCUCUCCCGCAGCAGCGAAGCUGCAGACGCCCCGCAUGCCACAGAAACCACUGAAGAAGAGGACGACCAGCCCCUCAGCCUGGCCUGGCCAUCCAACCCCCGAAAGCAGGUCACGUUCCUCAUCGUUCUGCCCAUUGUGUUUCCUCUCUGGGUCACCUUACCUGAUGUUCGCAAACCUUCAUCCAGGAAGUUCUUCCCCAUCACGUUCUUUGGCUCCAUCACUUGGAUUGCAGUUUUCUCUUACCUGAUGGUAUGGUGGGCACACCAGGUUGGAGAGACAAUUGGCAUUAGUGAAGAAAUCAUGGGUCUGACUAUCUUAGCUGCUGGAACCUCCAUCCCUGAUCUUAUCACCAGUGUCAUAGUGGCACGGAAGGGGCUGGGGGAUAUGGCUGUGUCCAGCUCUGUUGGAAGCAAUAUCUUUGACAUCACUGUGGGGCUCCCACUGCCCUGGCUGCUCUACACCAUCAUCCACAGAUUCCAGCCAGUGGCUGUCAGCAGCAAUGGCCUCUUCUGUGCCAUUGUCCUUCUCUUCAUCAUGCUGCUCUUCGUCAUCCUUUCCAUCGCCCUCUGCAAAUGGCGGAUGAACAAAGUGCUGGGUUUCAUCAUGUUUGGCCUGUACUUCGUGUUCCUGGUGGUCAGUGUCCUCCUAGAAGACAGAGUUCUUGUGUGCCCUGUCUCCAUCUAGUGGAAAAGCUGUAUCUUCAACCAACAGCAUGGAAGGUUCCUCCUGGCUCCAGGCUCCAGACUCCUUGCACUCUUGAGAAGAAGCAGCUUAUGCACAGCCUUGAGAGCCAAGUAUUCCUUCCUGGAGGGUUGGAAGAAGAAUGGAUUCUACGGGACCAUUUACUUCCCAGGCACCUCACCCAUGCCUGCUGAAAUGACUCCAUAUAAGAGACAAAGAGAGUCAUCUCUUCAUCACCACUGACAAGUACUCCUCGCUGGUCGGAGGUACAUUCAUUGUAAUGAUGUAAACAAGGACAGAGGCUAUAUAUACAUAUAAGUAUACAUAUUAUAAAUAUAUACACAUGAACAUACAAAUCCUGCCUGUUUUCCUGUACUAUACCUCUCCUCCUAUACGUAUAGAUUAAUAUAUACCUGUACACAAACAGAAAGAAAUAUUAUAUAUAAGCAUAUAUAUAUCAAUGCAUAUUUUCAGGGAUCAUUCUAGCAUAUUUAUAGUAUCUAUUUGAAGAGGACAUCAACCUUCCACCUUCACUGUGGGCUUUACCUCUCAAGUGCAAAAGGUGAAUUAAUGGCAUCAGUAGACAAAUGUAGCUUUGCUGUGAUUUAUCUUCAACUUACUUUGGACUUACUGAGUUUAAAUAGUGAAAUAGUUUGCAGAGAAGAGGGCUUAGCAGAGAGUCUACAGGAACCCCAAGUAGAACCUUCUAAAACACUCUUACAAGCUAAACAGAACACUUACCCGCCCAGACCCACUGGGUGCACUGACUGAGACUCAUAGGGAUCCUUAGGACAGACAGAGGUAAAACCCAGACUAGGUGGCAAUUGAUGAGGACCAAGUGAGAGCUGACAAGGGUUGGGUUGCUUUGAUUUAGUUUUUCUUAUAUUGCCCAGCAUGCAAAUAGACAACAUGACUGCAAACCAAAUUAGUGCUUCUCUAGGACAGCAAAAUUAUAUAAACUGAACCUAUCUUGUUCCAACACAUGGCCCAUUAUCAUCAAAGGAAUGAGGGCAAUUUUAGCAGUGAUUGUCAUUCGACAUACUUUGAUGCUAAGGGCUCACAUAUAGUCCAGAGGCCUGCCAAGAGAGCCUAGAUAUGUACUGAGAAACACCAUCCAGUAGAGGUGCUCAGCAGGACUUGCCACCUGAUGGGAGCUUAAGGGCACAGCUCCUUAGACUAUUUCUCAGUGCGGUCAUAAAGGGCUUCAAUGUCUAAGAAUUAUUCUCAAUAAAUCUAAACUAACUGAUCAAUACUGCUUACUUGAGGCAGCUCAGGUUUGUUUGCAGAGGCAUUUACCCAUUCGGUGCACCCCAGAACAAUUUCCAAGUCCUGUGUCAAAGAUUUAGUAUACUGAUGCAGCAUCUGUGUCUCUCCUGCCAUCAUAACUCCAUCUGUGAUUGUAGUUUUUAGAGUAUAGUGGAGAGUACGUUCCAGAGUUUCUUUACACUGGUUUUUAUCCAGUCACCCCAAUAUUUUGAUUGAAUAGUUUUGCUCAGCUGUGUAUCGGAACAUCUCAUUCAUUGAGUGGCCCCAAAUUCUGUUUGACACCUUGUGUGAUUUCUCGGGGUCUAUUUCAGUUAGACAAUGAGACUAGCUAGAAAACUAAAUUGAAAAAUAUACAGUAGCCUUUCAUUUCCCUAAUUCAUGCUUCACUCCUUCAAAUCAAUUGCAAAAAAAUGAAUAGAGGAGGUCUCACCAUCCUAAGCCUAACUGUGUCUAAGUUGGCACACACUUGCAUGAAAAACAUCACCAUGUGCUUGUGUCCUGAGUCCUCUCUGUCACUAUGCCUGCUAUAACUAUGCUGUGAACACACACCUCUUAAACACAGUGAGGCAGGGUGCAGAACUCUCAGCCGAGCAAAAGGCUCGCCUUUGUUCACCUCAUAGCCUCACAUCAAACUCAAUAUCCCUUCCACAAAACCCCAGCUCAUUUUCAGAACAUGGCAAUAGCAGGUAGAUCAUCAUCACUCUUCACUCAGACUUGAAAGGCACUUCAAGGUGGAGGUCCCCUGAGGACACACUAAAUAAAGAUGACUGCCACCUAGGAGGCUAGCUUUAAGUCUCCCCAACUGUGUAAAGUUGGGUUCUCAAUAGUGAGAGAGAAAUCCACAUCCCAUUCACCAAGCGUUGUACUUUGUGUUGAGGACAGCAUUUGUGUGACAACCUCAGAAAGAGAACUUGUUUUGAAGUCUUGGGUUGUUUUCCCUGUGUAUUGCUUGAGGGGUAGCAUGGGUGAUUGUUAUACAAAUUCUGUACUUCUGGUUAUUUUACUGGUGAAAGGGGGUGUUUUUUUAGUCAACUACAAAUGGACUAUAAAAUAGAAAGUUUGCAGAAUGUGUGGUCCCUCCCUGUUACUACUAUAGUACUUCUUCCCUUCCUCCAGGAAGCCAGGAAGCCCUUUACUCAGAGCUAGGAACUCUGCUUCAGAGGGCAUGUUGUGGUCUGUAGUGAAUAGUUGCUUUUAGAAGUCAUUUCCAAGCCUCACCCUCAUUAUGAGCCCUGUCUCUGAAUGGUCUCAGGCACCUCACACUGCUCUUUCUUGCUACCUUCACCGAUGUGUCUGUGAGUGUGCUAUGCAAUGACCUAGAAUCGUUCACAUAAUUAUAAAACUGUUUUUCACAUGCUGGUUUCAGAACAGGUCAUUCUCAGAAUCCCUUUGCUGCAUGUCAGUGAACUCACGUGGACCUGAUCUGCAAGUACACAUACAAUAUCACAUCAUCACCCUUACAGCCAAUCACAUUUACAAAUCCAAAG